This is a messenger RNA of Mizuhopecten yessoensis (Yesso scallop), 12914 nucleotides long. RefSeq names its product CLIP-associating protein 1-like. Gene Ontology annotation, molecular function: microtubule binding. Gene Ontology annotation, cellular component: mitotic spindle; microtubule organizing center; cytoplasmic microtubule. Bases 2227 to 6372 code for a protein of 1381 amino acids. Gene Ontology annotation, biological process: mitotic spindle assembly. NCBI's taxonomy places the organism in Eukaryota, Metazoa, Mollusca, Bivalvia, Pectinida, Pectinidae. The transcript is spliced from 39 exons. The record is from RefSeq and is a predicted model, not a curated record.
UAUAUUGUGUAACACCAUAAGACAAGUCUCACAUGUGUUUGGUCUGGGAAUGUUUAAGUCCCGUUGUAGUGUAAAGUCUGGGAAUGUACGUGUAACACUUGAAUUAUGGAGAAAGCAUCCUGCCGUUAGUUUAAUUUUCAAUUCAAAAUAUUUCAAAUAUACUGGUAAGUGUGCUGGCUAUAUAGCUAUAGCAUAGCUGACGUUCCUAACACUGUGUUGAGGAGAAGGGAAACCUUUAGGUGCUGUGGAAUAAUUUGCAGGAUUUAUGCUUUUCGUAAUGCCAGCUGACAUUUGAACCUGUUUUUCUCCACCUGAGUAAUACUGCAACAGUUAUGACAGGUGUGUGAUAUGCCUGGGCUGAGAUGACAGGUAGGGAAUAUCGCCACGCAGGGAUACACCUGACUCUACCAUUUAACACUGCCUAGUUCCUGUCUCAUUUACCGCCCUAUUUAGGACUGUCCAACGAUGUCCACUUUGUGAACAGUCAAUUGACCACUCCUGGAUCCAGGAUACAGGAAAUUUAGGACAAGUUUUCAGUGACCUGGUUAAAAUUUUCAUUGUGAUGCUAUGAACACCUGUGACAUUACAGGUAAGAAAUGUGGAGAUACAACGACUGUUUUAUUACCUCAAAGUUAACAUACGAUUUAUGAAUCUUUGAAAUUCAGCAUUACUAGUGUCUCGGGUGAAAAUUGGAAUUCUCCAGAUUUUCGGGGACUAAUUGCAAUUCUGUUCAUUACCUAUGUGUUAACCUGAAGAGUAUACCCGUGUUUCACCUGUGACGUACCUGUACCCGUGAUUAACCUUCGUACAGCUGACCAUUACAGUGAUGACUUGAGUGUCUAUUGUACGUAAGGUUAUCAGGUUACUAGUAAGAUUCCAGCCAGGUGAAAUGUCAUUGAUUUGUUGAUGUAGUGUGUUACACCUGUACUUUACCUGUGCAUGUAGACAAGUCGUCACAGAAGGUAUACAUGAAGACAGGUGUAUAAUGAUGAGGACAUGUGUGUGUAUAAUGAUUGUAUACAAACACUGGCGAGUCAGUGACAGGGUAGCUAUGUUAGGGGGUGGACCUACCCAACACCUGGCCAACUUUAUCUAACUCCUUAUAGCUGACCAUACGGGUCAGUGCUAAUUACAACUAGAUCAUUAACUAAUUAGUCAACUGGACAUGUGUGUGCUGUGACUGGUGACUGAGUUUCUACACCUGUUAUCUACUAUAGUGUGUAUAACUGCCUAUAGAGUGCUGAGGACGGGGACCUGUGACCGUGUGUAGAAGCCCCUGUGCUGUAUAAAUACUAAUCAUGGCACCAUUCCAGUGGAUUAAAUGUCUCUAACCUCAACAUGGCCUGAGGUCGGAAUCCACCAUUGUCAGCGAACUGUGUAUCGGACCUUGUUCAAUACCGUUUUACCUGGAUAAUCAAACGGACACAGAUUGGAGGGAGCUUUUCAUAUAUCAUGUCCUUACAUACCAGAUUUUCAUCAGUCCACGUCGGUCGUGGAUCGCUGGGGCAUGGUGAACUGUAAAUAAGUAUACCAUAUCGCCCUCUAAUGUUUCAUAAUCAUGUCAGGAGAUGAGUGAUUGUGUUUAAAUUUCUCACCAACAUAAUUGGAGCCGAUCCAUUUCCGUAUACAUGUGAUUAUUUGUUUAGUCAGAUAUCGGUGACGCAGACAAGUCAGUCAAGUGCUGACCCAGGGUUAAAAAAAUAUUGGAAUUUAGAAGAAAAAAUAUAUAUUGUCAGUGUUAACAUUAUGGAUAAAUGGUGCUGGUUGGUAAUAAGAGGUAUGUGAGAGCAUUGGAAGUAAGUGUGUGUAUUCUGUGUUGUAUGGAGAUAUCCACCGACACUGUACGUGAUAGAUGUCAUUCAGACCUGUGGUUGUGCAAUGAAAUUGCCCGUGAAAUGUGGAGAAUGUGAAAAAUCGUAAAAAGUGAAAAGUUCAAAAUUGUUUCUCCUUCUGCAUCGUAGAGUUUGUAAUGUAUUAAUGAUGUACAGAGAACAGCAGUUCAGAGAAGUUCUUUGUCGGGUUAAUGUUCACGUCGGAUUAAUGUGAUUCGGGAAUUAAUGUAUGGGAUAUGCUCCACAUCGACAGGAUUUCUGGUGACACAAUGAAAUUUUUGGAUUCAGUGUAUCGUACAUGGUUGGUGGUAAAUUUAUGAUGCUCAAGCAAAAAUGAAAAAGAAAAUGGUAUCAUAGCAUUUCUCAUCAAUGUCAAGCUUCUGAGUGAGGGAGAAUGAGUUCGGAUCGAUCCCCCUCUGAAGAACUCAACGGAGACCUUUGGUCAUCACCGUUAAUGCACUACACAUCGCCGUUUGAUGACUUCAAGGAAUUGUUUGAAGACAUCGAUGAAAAUGACAAUGUCUUCCAGUUUCCAGAAACACCCAAGACGUCCAAAUUAAAGACACCAAGCCGGGGAAGCACCACUGACGAUGAGCUCGACUUCGGCCGACCGUCCUCCUACCGCAGCAGCGGCCAGACCAAGCGCAGCACUAGCUCCUCCACCAUACCCAGAGCUCCAAGCAGAGGGCCAUCCGAUUGUGAUGACAAUGAAUUUGCACGGCCUCUAUCCACCAAAGUCCCGCAGGCCAAGAAGACAAGUAGCAGUGGCCUGGCCUCAGGGAGAAAGACGCCCAGCGCCUCAGCUGUGACGCUGCGACGCCGCCGAUCCAUUUCUAGCACAGGGGCGUCGGGAGCGGGCGGGGUAGAUGAGGACUACUUCAUGAAGUCCUUUGAAGAUGUACCCAAAAUACAGUUGUUUUCCUCAAGGGAUCUCAAUGAUCACAUAACGAAAAUCCGGGACAUGCUCUCCGACCCGAACACAGCCUGGGAAAAACGCCUUGAUAUGAUGAAGACGUUUCGUGGAGUAAUGAUCGCAGGUGGUGCACAACACGACGACUUCUUAACCCAGCUGAGGACGUUAGAACCAUGCAUGUCCUUGGCAAUCAAAGACCUCCGCUCCCAGAUUGUUCGCGAGGCUUGUGUCACGAUGGCGUAUCUGUCUCAACAGUUAGGCAAUAGAUUGGAUCACUUUUGCGAGACACAGCUACCCCAUCUCAUCGCCCUCAUACCUAACAGUGCCAAGGUUAUGGCCUCCUCCGGCAUUAUUUGUAUCCGUUUUAUCAUACAGUACACACAUUCUUAUAGACUGAUACCUAUCAUCACGGGUAAUCUCACCUCAAAGUCAAAUAUCAUCAGGCGGUUUUGCUGCGAGCUCGUGAACCAGGUGCUCCACAACUGGCCAACGCACGUCCUGGAGAAACAUAUAGCCAACCUACAGGACGCCAUCAAACGGGGAAUCAGUGAUCCUGACAGUGACGCCAGGGCCUUCGCCCGCAAGGCUUUCUGGGGCUUUGCCGAGCAUUUUAAGGACCAAGCUGAUGCCCUUCUCAAUGCUCUGGAGCCAGCCAAACAGAAGAUGUUACAAGGCGAGCUCAGCGGCUCCUCAAGUAAUAAUUCAUUGAACAGUGCCGAGGGACUGCGCAUCAAGUCACGGCCGCGGUCCGCCAGUCAGGACCGCGGGUUUGACUCAAGCACACUUGGGCGGAUAGGAAAGAAAAAGCAUUCCAGAGUGAGUUCGGCCCGCAGUGAGACAGGAGCAGCUGACCUUGACACCCCCAUACGCAGUAGCAGUAGGUCGUCAAAUACACCUAAGGACAGAAUCAUGAGGUCAAGCAGUGCCGUUGACCUAGCCAAUGGACGUAUGAGUCCGAGUCCGUAUGGACGGACAUCUCCGAGUCCAUAUGGGCGCACGAGUCCAGGCCCUUAUUCAAUCGCAGCCACGAGUUCAGGAUACUCAACGUAUACGCCACGGCGCCGCACGCCGGCGCAGGUUGCGGCUCUGUCGCGGAUGACAGCCGGUGCCACAAGUUCACUUCCACGACAGAAAAGCUCCGCUUCGAGUGUGUUAUCUCCUCCCGAACGAAGCAGAACCCGCGGACGAACUACAACCUCCUCGCAAUCUCAACCCAACAGUCGUUCUGGAUCCCCCUCGUCCCGUCUGAGUUACCUCACACAUACAACGGGCCGGGCAGAGUCCACCAUGACCCCUGGGCGUCCACGAAGGUCCGCGAUGGUCCGGAGUCAAGGGGCAAGUCGAGAGGGAAGCCCCACCCGCAUGAACUUACAGCCAGGUCGUGAGAGGAGGCUUAGCGGCAGUAAGUUGUCUACAACUAAAGCUGGCAAAGGAGGCAAUGUGAUGGCCCAGAGGUUGCUUCGCCCAGGAGCAGAGCUGGAGGACGCCAUGGCCGACGCCCUGUCGCCAAGGGGAGAGCACCCAAAGCACAUAGGUCCCAUGCGGAGGCGUUAUGACACGUACGACUCCGACGACGCGGCCAGUGAAACAUCCAGUGUUUGCUCAGAGCGAUCCUAUAGCUCGCUGGGACGGACUUCCGAGGCGUCAUCCACUGAGUUUGACAAGUGGUACUAUCGACUGCCGACACCCACACAGUCGACCAAUAAGGAUCAGGGUACUUGUAGUUCCUCCUCCACUCCCCCUCCCAACCUACUGGACAUACAGGACACAGCUGAAAUCAUUACCCUCAUAGGAAGUGGUUCCUACACUGACAGGAAGGAAGGUCUCAUAGCUCUACAGCAUCUCCUGAGGGCACACCGAUAUCUAAAUCGUGUGGAGCUAAGAAAAGUGACAGAAGUGUUUGCCCGGAUGUUCCAUGAUCCUCACAGCAAAGUGCUGAGUCUAUUUUUAGACACUCUAGUAGAUCUGAUGAAUGUACAUUCUCGUGACCUGACGGACCAGCUGUACAUGAUAAUGACACGCCUCCUCAUGAAGACCGGCGCAGACAUGCUCGGCUCCGUCCAGGCCAAAGUUGUCCGGGCACUCGAGGGAGUCAGGGAAAACUUUCCAUGUGAUCAACAGUUCAGCAUUUUAACGAAGCUACUUAUCGAUCAAACUCAGUCUCCUAACCUCAAGCCAAAGGUUAAGACCAGCAUCCUCCAUUACAUGCAUGGCCUGGUGGCCGACAUGGACCCAUCAGACUUCAUGAAUUCCACAGACACACGACUCGCCUUAUCUAGGAUAAUCAACUUCACCACGGAACCAAAGAGUGCUGACGUCCGAAAGGGGGCGCAAGCUGUUCUCAUAGCAUUGUUUAACUUAAACCCUCCAGAAUUCUCUGUUAUGUUGUCCCUGCUACCUAAAGCAUUCCAGGAUAGUGCCACUAAGAUUUUACAUAACCACAUCCGUACGGCGAGUCAUGGACAUGAAAGUGACGUCCUGUCACCGAGAAACGUUACCAGUCCUCCCAAAAACAGGAGUCGCCCUCCCUCAAGGGGUGGACACCGGGACGAGAUGGAGACCGAGAACAUGAACCCUGAGGAUAUUUAUGAUUCCAUUAAAAAGACUUCCGCUGACAUUCAGAAUCUUAGUUUUAAUAGUAAAUUAGAAAAUUAUGAGGAUGUAAGGAAGAAACGAGAAUUCACGUCUCAGGAUAGUGGUAUUCAGGAUUUACGCAAUGACAGUCCGGAUGCCGCAGACACGAGAAAGGGCCAGUACAACCCCUCACACUACCAGGAUGAAGGUACAUUAAAUGGUUAUAACAAGUCAAGAUUAGCAGAUACAGAAUUUGAGGAUAGUGAAAUGUUUAACGAAGAUCCCUGGAAAGCAUUGCUCGGUAUAUCAAGUACCAGCACCGAUGAAUGCUCAGAAAACGAUAUUAUAUCAGACAUCCUCACUGAGUUAUCUAAUCAUAAUGAAAGAAAUGACCAGCGUAAGAAUGCCAUGCUGUCUCUGAUCAAACUCACCAGGGAAGGCACCUUUGGUCUGUGGGACGAACACUUCAAAACGAUCUUACUGAUUCUGCUGGAGACGUUAGGAGACAAUGAUGGUCAAGUGAGAGCCUUAGCACUACGGGUAUUACGAGAAAUCUUACGGAAUCAGCCGCAGCGAUUUAGAGAUUAUGCAGAGUUGACGACUCUCCGGAUACUAGAGGCACACAAGGAUUCAGUGAGAGAGGUGGUACGGUCAGCAGAGGAGUGUGCGGACACACUAGCCAACUACAUCGCUCCAGAACAGAGUGUGCGCAUUCUCAACCCCAUCAUACAGACGGCACAAUUCCCCAUCAACCUCGCUGCAAUCAAAAUGCAGAACAAGGUGAUAGAACUGUUACCCAAGGAGGCGGUGGAGACGAUGAUGGGAGAGAUGAUCCCGGGCCUGCUGAGGGGCUACGAUGAUCAACAAAGUACAGUGAGGAAGGCUGCCGUGUUCUGUCUGGUGUCAAUAUAUCUCACUGUAGGGGAAGUCAUCUGGAACCACCUCACCAAACUCAACUAUAGCAAGCUUAAACUGUUAAACCUAUACAUCAAGCGGGCCCAGCAGAAAGAUUCGGAGAAGAAGGUUCUCUCCCCUAAUGGUACAGAAUCGUGAGGUGUGAUAUCUCAGGAACCCAGCCUUGAGUACAACAGUCAUCCCCACAGGGGACCACACAUGUAGUGGAUCUACCUAAAUCCUGCAUUCUCAUUGGAUAUUCCAUGUCAUGUGAUUGAUAUCUAAACUUUUCAUUGGAUGUACGGAUGGCGAAAGUUGGGGGUGCAUCCUCAUAUGAUUUCAGACAUCAUACAGUUGAAAUAAGGUUUCAUUUAGGAUGUUGACCUGAUGGUAUGCCAAGCUGGUGACCAGAGACGUUUGAUGUACCAAAUGAUCUGUGCGCCAGGUCGAUGACUCGUACCAACAUUCACUGGAUGUUUUAUGAGCUGUACACUGCGGAACUCAAGCUUCAGUUAGGAGCGCUUAUGUGACAUGUGAUGUGGUUCAUUGCUUCCAUGGGAUAUUCAGUGUCAUGUGACUUUAUUGUCGAUGAAUGAUCAUCGGUUCAGUCAUCAGGGGCUUCAGAACGUGCCGACGAGGACACCAGCCGUUUUUUUUCGUAUCUUAUCAAUCAUAGUAAAUGUUCGGGUAAAUUAUCACGUCGAACUAGUGUGGUCAAAAAGGUGACACCUAACGAUCCAAUCAGAAUGUAUGUAUCAACUGUAACAAGCCAAUCAGAAUUACUGUACCAAGUGAUUAUUUUAAAGCAUUUAGUGACCUGCCAAUUAUGUAAUUCCCUUAUUUUAUCUGCCUCACAUGUAUUAGACCUUGUGACCCCUAUGGAGGCAAUGUGGACCAGACCCUCCAUUGUGGAUGGGGCUGUCCAGUGCAGUCCACGGGGAUGACAGGUAGGGGACAUGUCCAGGGUCGUUUACAUCUCUAUAUAUAUAUAUUUAUCUGAUACUAGUCCAGGUGUAGUUCCAUACAUUUUCAUGUUUUAAUUUGUUGACAUCUACGAUCAAAAUAUGGCUACACGCAUGAUAUUAUUACGGUUUUGAGUUGCUGGGCUGUGUUCAAUGUCAACGGAGAGUGUUUUAAUUGUACAAUAAUUGUUGUGUAAAUGUUGAGUAGAAUGCCAAGCUUGCUGUACAUGCCGUUAAUUUAUCAGGGUGUGAAAGGGAUACAUUGUGUAUUUUUGAUUUACUGUAAAAGACUUCGCAUUAAUGAGUCACUACUGUUCAGGCCAUGGGUGUGUUGUCAAUAUUUUGACACUCAACCGAUGAAAAUUCUAAAAUCUUAUGUGCGCUACCAUGUAUUUAUGUGUGAUAUGGUCAAUGUUUUGAGACUCGGCGAGUUGGGACAGUUUAACUAGUUGUGUGUAACAAGGGUUUUUAACCGACAUCCAGUAAAGUAUAGGCAUGUAUUCCACCAUUCCAUCAUAAUGUGUUGAGAUUCCUUUGCUUCAGAAUCCCUACAUUAGCCUCAACAUCAUAUGUUUUAUGUUCAAGACAUUCUACUUCAAAUUGUCAUCUAUGAGUUAUUUAGGUGUGUACUCAACCAUAUAGCAUGUGAAUACAAGGAAACAUUGUCACAUUUUGAAUCUAAAGUAUUUGUAAAAAAAAAAAAAAAAAGUAAAUCAUGUUUUUCGAGUGAGCGACAUGGGUCCUUUAGGCCUGUUUCAGUGCGAGGUUCUCUGCGGAAUCCCAGUCUGUUCCUGGAACAAUCCAUCUGCUCCAAAGAUGAAAAUCAUUGCCUGGCUGGCUCCAGUGUUCUAUAUAACGGGUGACUCUCUGACAUUUACUGCCAAUUUUCAAUUCUCAGAGUUUAGGGCAGUAUUGAAGCUCCUCCUCAAUAUCUGUCGUUUACCAGUCUCUAGGUGGUGCCCAAGCUGUGCUUCAUGAAGUGACUUGAAGAAUUAUGCCCAUUUACGAGGAUUAUAUUUGUUAUUGACAUAAUUGUAUUUUUGGUUGUUAUGUAAUAGCAAUAUCUGACCCCUUUGUUGUAUGUUUGAACUCGAUUUCGAACACACGACAAUGCAUUGAGUACCAUACAAAUGUGCCUGAAACUGAAAGAGUGCUAAGGUAUCUGUUAAUUUAAAAAUUUUCAAAAAGUUCUCGGAUGUAACGGCGGUAAGGUGAAAGUGUAGUUGUUUUGGAUGGCUGGUGAGUGUAGGUAUAUAUAAGAAUUCGCUCCAGCUAUGUGUAAAUGUGAGUUGACUGUGGCAUUGGUGUUUAUGUGCGAGUUAAAUGCGCGGGAGUCGACUGUGGCUUUGUUUAGAUGUGAGAGCCGUCUGUGGUGAUGUAUAUUUGUGAAGAGUCGGCUGUGGUUUUGUGUAUAUCAGAGAUUUGAUUGGCUUUGGGUAUUCAUGAAAAUUCUCAUGGGAGUCUACUAGCUUGUAAAUGUCAUCACUUUGCUCCAUGACAAGGACACUCCUUAAUGGUACAGGUUUUGUAUCAUUUAAUACCAAUACUUCAGCAGAGAUAUUCACAUUUAUAAAAAUUCAUGGUAACGGGGUACAUAGUAAUUUAAUUUCACAUCUUUUUGCUUCUCAUUUCGUCACAAUAUGCUGUCGAAAUGGAACGUUUUGGAAGACAAUUUUUAACAGUUUUAAUAUUGAAAUUAAACCUUAACAAAUUUUGUCCUAUUAUGCUUUCUGAUUAUGCAAUUUAUAGAUUCUAGUAGGCUGCGACAAGUAAGAAAGAAACCAUAUCGCCAGAAAAGUUAUCACCUAGCAGUAUUACAAAGCCUACACUGGCCGACUAAUGGUAGAUGUCCUUAGACAAUCUUACUGACAAAGCUAUGUGACAGUCAUUUUAAACCGUAGUGAUGAAAAAAGAGCCAAAAUUAAAUGUCAUGUUCGGUAAAAGGUCGUUAAUCAUUUAAACAUCCCCCAGAAUGGCCAAAAAUGAAAUAUUAAACUUCCUUUUCUGAUAUGACAACUGAUUUCAGGAGGAAUCAAGAGUUAAUUGAAAUGCCAAACCAAAUGAACUUUUUCCAUGGCAGUUAGUUUCAAUGAGAUUGUCUGCUGUUGAUUGCUGUCUGACAUAGUACAAUAUGUACGGUUCAUACAUUUUAAUGAUUUAAAAUGAUAUUACGACACAAAUUAAAAGUUGGUUCAAAUGCAAUAUUAAAGAUUCAAUACUGUUGUCCUUGACGGCUUCAUGUGUGUCCUGUGUUGUGCUGCAGAGGGUGGUUGAAUGGUUCGUUCAGAUGAAAUGAGAGUGUGGGCCGUUCUGUUGUGUCAAAGUCUAGAUCUGCUCUAUUUAUUAAUCUGUGUCAUAUGCAUUGUGUGUUCCUCCUUCACCCACACUUUUGGAAGUUUGGAAGAUUUGUAAGCUGAGUUGUGAAAGGCAACAAGAGUUUGAUUGAGCCUGACAACCCGUUUCUAGAUAGUCCUCAUGUUUGGAUAUGGUCGCAAUGUACUGGGACGUCUUUCACUCUCUUAUUUAGAUUUCAUCUUGUUGUAGAUGGAUCUGAUCGAUUUCAAAAAGGAAUAAGAAAACUGCCAUGCAUUCUCAUAUUGGGUAGCCAGCCGGAUGAUAAGAUUUAAUAAAAUUUACACAUAUUGUCAGACGCAUGUGGAAACGAUGAAAUGUGAUCUCUGAGACGGCAUAGUGAUGUGGAUGACAGAAAUUGGAUGUGGAAGGUUGUGUGUUAUAUAUCUACAUUAAAUACUUAGAUUAAAUGUUUGAGAUGACUCAUAUUUAAUAUUCGUGUCUAUUAACAUGAUCAUCAUAGACAUUAUAUAUGAAAUAAAAGAUGUAUUUGAUGAAAUCUUACUCGCUCAACACUUAUCACUGUAAGGAUAUGUAUGGUAUACAAAACAUAUUGAUCCUGGGUUUUGUUGCUGGACAGUUGUAUUGAAGGUCAACUGGAGUGGUAUUCAUGUACAAUUUUAUACAUCCAUGUCUCAGUCCAGGUUUGGGCAAAGAUCAAAGCAAAACUGUUUUCACAGAAAGAAGAGUUCCAAAUUAUCCAUUAUAGUAGUGUUCCUUUCCUUCCCUAGAUUACAGAAUGGACUGUACCUUCCAUAGAUUUAGAUGGAUCUAUAAUGUGACAUGGGGGGAAAGAUAUAUAUAUAUAUCAAUUUAAUUUUUUAAAGAAAUUUAAUGUUAUUGAACUCUUCUCUUUUUGAAAAACAGAUAUAGUGUUUAUAAAAAAAAUGGUCUCGAGCUUCCUUAAGUGGUAUAGAGAGUAAAGUUGUCUCCUGGUAAAAUAUAUUAACUAUAUAUGAUAUACUGUACUGUAGAAAUGUGUUUUUUUUUCUCUUUUCUUGGUGAAAUUCAUGACUUGUUUUUAAAAAAGACCAGGGUAAUUUUUACUGUAUAGCUAGCCCUGAUGUACCUGUAACUUGUAAAUGUGUAUAACCGGGAAAUAUACCUUAAUUCAGUUGGUGGAUAAAAACUAUAUAUAUAUACUACAUUCGUCGAACCUCCCAACCGUGGCACAAGUAUUGAUUCAAACAAUGUGUAUGCCAAAAAGAAAGCAAAAAUAUUGAAUAAAUUUUGUUUUUAAAUAAAUGUCAUCGAGCUAAACUGAAUUCAAGUUUGAGCCAGUAAAACUGGUUCAGGACUAUUAUAUAUAUAUAUGUAACCAUGUGUGCUAUACUGAAAAAAGUGAACGUACAUAUGGUUUGAAUCAAUAUUUGUGCAUGCAUGGAGUCUUGGUGAAAAAUUAGUGGAUUCUCUAUCACUUUUAUGUGCAUCAUAUAUUAAAAUGUUACUAAGUAAGAUAAGAUCUAUAACUUCAUGUUCACUGUGUUGUAUGGACAGUUUCUUCUGGUUGUCCCAGUAUUUUCCCGUUUUAAGUGUAGAGUUAUUCCCCUUUUAUAAGAAAUGAUACUGCCAUUGUUUUCUUUUUAACCAAGUAUAAACGAAACUCUUGUGGAAGAGGUGAUAUUCUUCUAAGUUUUUAACGUAUUUCCACUUUUUAUCCUUACAUUAUCAUUAACUGUAAGCCUUAAACUAUUUUAAAGUGAUAUUGAUGUGUAACAGUAGUUUCUUCAGCAUCAACCAAAUAAUAUUUAAGCUAGACGAUUUAAAAUGACUUGCUUUUCCUCUUACAUGAUUCAGGGAGUUGUUUUAGUUAUCAACUAAAACUUAAAGUGCAAUGAAAACCUGUGGAGAAAAGGAAAUAAAUCAUAACUUUACCCUUUCACCCCUAUGUAACUUUAAUAGACUCUAUCAUGCAUUGAUCUUGAUGAGUUCAUUAUGGUCUACAGUGGUGAAAGUGUUAACUUAAGCUAAGGACAGUUUGUGAAACUGAAACCAGAAAUACACUAGGGAAGCUGUUCUACUCUGGUACUCGAUAUUUGGAGAUGGCCGCAGAUGUAUGCAUAGUUUUCCGGCAUAAAUUAAAUAUUCAUUAUUCCACUGAAGAUAGGAGGAACAGCAAGUUUUAAAGGAAUUGUGUGACAGUUAUGAACCACACUUGACCACUGUAGGUAGGGGUAGGACGUAAUGUUAGACUAUAUCAUAGAUAGCAUGUGACCUUAUAUUCUACACACGAGACAUAGUGUAAGCAGGUAGUAGUACUCAUAUAUGAAAUGAAAUGCAAAUGUCAGGAGGUGCGUGGAGUUUGUUUCUUCUGUAGAUAAUUUAUUACUUUCUUUUACACAUUGUUAAUGAAUUCAAUUUCAUACGGCUGCCUUACUUAAUGGUUAGGAUAAAUGAGGUUGAAAAAAUAAGAAUUAAGAAAAAACAUUUUUUUCUUCUGACGAAGUGUUUUCUGUCUUAAGUGUUUCUCACCACACCUGUAUGUGUCAACAAAUAUUGACUGAAAAUGUCAUCAAACAGAGUGAAGAUGUAGCAAAAAUCACCUUUUUGUUAACAUUUUAUUUACUGUUGACAUUUAAGUUUGUUGUGUUCACAUGUUAUGUUAACAUCGUCAACAAAGUUUAUACGCUAUGUUGACAUUUUUCAUGUAAGAAUGUUGACAUGGCAGGUAUUUAAGGCUGUAUGCUACCUUUCGAAUUAUACCUCAUUUUGUUUAAGAGUUUUUUUCCCUUUAAACAAUUGCAUAAACUCCUGAGUGUUUUCCAUGCAUUCUUGUGUGACCUUUCAAUAUAUUGUGUCAUUAAGUUAAUGAAGUGAGUCAAUAUUCCCAGGGUUUUCUUGGUGUGCAACUUUUAUGGAAAGGAGGUAAACGUUACUGUAAAUGUAGCAUACAGCCUUAAGUGAGAUGCUGUGUAAUUAGAUGUUGUUCUGUGUUAGAGGCUGUUCUGUCAGUGUAAACACUACACUUUAGACAGUGGUAACACUUACACUCAGUGGUAUCAUUAGUGUAAUCAAUGAUUAUACUUCUCUCAGUUUGUAAAACAUCUCUGUGUCCCCAAACACACAGAGAAGUUGCAUGCUGAAACACUGCUGUUUUAAAUCUCUGUCAGUCGUGGAGAGUGACUGCGGUAUGGAAUCACGAGAGCGAGAUGAACAAGAUUUGAAUGUUCAGGGGAGAGAGAAUGAAGUGUAGAAUGUGAGAUUUCCCUUGACUAGUGUGUAACACGCUUUAAGUGUCAGUGGUGCACACCUCCGUACGGAACUAUAGUGUAUGUGUGUAACAGUGUAUCAUGUUAUUAUUGUAUGUACUUUUGUAUUAUACACGCUAUUACACAUGUAAAAAUCAUGGUAUAAGUCAUACCAAUAAAUAAGAUUAUAAACAACAAA